UUUUUAUUGGGCAAUGCUCAGAUUGUGGACUGGCCUGUAGUUUAUAGUAAUGACGGUUUCUGUAAACUCUCUGGAUACCAUCGAGCUGACGUCAUGCAGAAAAGUAGCACCUGCAGUUUUAUGUAUGGGGAACUCACAGAUAAGAAAACGAUUGAAAAGGUUAGACAGACAUUUGACAACUACGAGUCAAAUUGCUUUGAAGUCCUUUUGUAUAAGAAGAACAGAACACCUGUUUGGUUUUACAUGCAAAUUGCACCUAUAAGAAAUGAGCAUGACAAAGUGGUGUUAUUUCUUUGCACUUUUAAAGACAUCACUUUAUUCAAGCAACCUAUUGAAGAUGAUUCAACCAAAGGCUGGACAAAGUUUGCCCGUUUGACGCGAGCUUUGACAAACAGCCGGAGUGUUCUGCAGCAGCUAACUCCCAUGAACAAAGCUGAAGUGAUCCAUAAGCACUCUCGGUUAGCUGAAGUUCUCCAGCUGGGUUCUGAUAUCCUUCCACAAUAUAAGCAAGAGGCCCCAAAGACUCCACCACAUAUAAUUUUACACUACUGUGCUUUUAAGACCACUUGGGACUGGGUCAUCUUAAUUCUCACCUUCUACACAGCCAUCAUGGUUCCUUACAACGUUUCCUUCAAAACAAAGCAGAACAACAUUGCUUGGUUGGUCCUGGAUAGUGUGGUAGAUGUUAUUUUUCUGGUGGAUAUAGUUUUGAAUUUUCAUACCACCUUUGUUGGACCUGGUGGAGAGGUAAUAUCUGAUCCCAAACUCAUCAGGAUGAAUUACCUGAAAACCUGGUUUGUGAUAGACCUCUUGUCAUGUUUACCUUAUGACAUCAUCAAUGCCUUUGAGAAUGUAGAUGAGGGUAUCAGCAGUCUCUUCAGUUCCUUAAAAGUGGUGCGACUCCUGAGAUUGGGUCGUGUGGCCAGGAAGUUGGACCAUUAUCUGGAAUAUGGCGCUGCAGUGUUGGUGCUCCUGGUUUGUGUCUUUGGAUUAGUGGCCCACUGGCUUGCGUGCAUCUGGUAUAGCAUUGGGGACUAUGAAGUUAUCGACGAGAUCACGAAUACCCUCAAGAAUGACAGCUGGCUCUGCCAACUGGCAGAGAGUAUUGGAACACCAUAUCGGUACAAUGCUACUGGAUCAGGGCAGUGGGAAGGCGGACCCAGUAAAGAUUCACUUUAUAUAACUUCUCUCUACUUUACCAUGACAAGCCUUACGACAAUAGGAUUUGGAAAUAUAGCUCCAACCACUGAUGGAGAGAAGAUUUUCUCUGUGGCCAUGAUGAUGGUUGGAUCUCUUCUUUAUGCAACUAUUUUUGGAAACGUCACUACAAUUUUCCAACAAAUGUACGCCAACACCAAUCGCUACCAUGAGAUGUUGAACAAUGUGAGGGAUUUCUUAAAGUUAUACCAAGUCCCCAAAGGCCUUAGUGAACGUGUCAUGGAUUAUAUUGUCUCCACAUGGUCAAUGUCUAAAGGGAUCGAUACAGAGAAGGUCCUUUCAAUAUGUCCCAAGGACAUGAGAGCGGAUAUAUGCGUGCAUCUUAAUCGGAAGGUUUUUAAUGAACAUCCAGCUUUUCGGCUAGCUAGUGAUGGCUGCCUGCGAGCACUUGCAGUGGAAUUCCAGACAAUCCAUUGUGCUCCCGGAGACCUUAUCUAUCACGCUGGUGAAAGCGUAGAUGCCCUCUGCUUUGUUGUCUCAGGAUCAUUAGAAGUCAUACAGGAUGAUGAGGUGGUGGCCAUCUUAG
Molecule: messenger RNA, 1744 nt
Organism: Protobothrops mucrosquamatus (brown spotted pit viper)
Lineage: Eukaryota; Metazoa; Chordata; Lepidosauria; Squamata; Viperidae
Product: potassium voltage-gated channel subfamily H member 5
Exons: 8
Biological process (GO): regulation of membrane potential; potassium ion transmembrane transport
Cellular component (GO): membrane
Molecular function (GO): voltage-gated potassium channel activity
Source: RefSeq, a predicted model, not a curated record